GGCGGGGCGGGGCGCCGAGGGGAGCGGAGCGCGCGGACCCCCCGCCGCCAGUGCGCCGCGCGGCCGCCAUGGGGCAGAUCGAGUGGGCCAUGUGGGCCAACGAGCAGGCGCUGGCGUCUGGCCUGAUUCUGAUCACGGGCGGCAUCGUGGCCACGGCCGGGCAGUUCACCCAGUGGUACUUUGGGGUCUACUCCAUCGUGGCCGGGGUGUUUGUGUGCCUGCUCGAGUACCCCCGGGGGAGAAGGAAGAAGGGUUCCACCAUGGAGCGCUGUGGACAGAAGUAUAUGACAAAGGUGGUGAAGAUGUUCGGGCCCUUCACCAGGAACUACUACAUCCGGGCCUUGGUGCACCUCGGGCUCUCAGUACCUGCUGGCUUCCUGCUGGCCACCAUCCUGGGGACCGCCUGCCUGGCCAUCGCGAGUGGCAUCUACCUGCUGGCGGCCGUGCGCGGCGAGCAGUGGCUGCCCAUCGAGCGGAAGCCGCAGGAGCGCCCGCAGGUCGGGGGCACCAUCAAGCAGCCGCCCAGCCAGCCCCCGCCCCGGCCCCCGGCCGAGGCCCGCAGGAAGCCGGGCGAAGAGGAGGCGGCGGCGGGGGUCCCCUCGGGCGGCCCCCAUGUCAACCCCCUCCCGGUGACCGACGAGGUCGUGUGACGCGCGCUCCGGACGCCGCCAAUAAACGGAGUCCAAGCUUC
This is a messenger RNA of Choloepus didactylus (southern two-toed sloth), 691 nucleotides long. RefSeq names its product cytochrome b-245 light chain. The record is from RefSeq and is a predicted model, not a curated record. Gene Ontology annotation, molecular function: heme binding. The transcript has 6 exons. Gene Ontology annotation, biological process: superoxide anion generation. Lineage: Eukaryota; Metazoa; Chordata; Mammalia; Pilosa; Megalonychidae. Gene Ontology annotation, cellular component: NADPH oxidase complex. The coding region runs from base 69 to 650 and encodes 193 amino acids.